Alternaria burnsii is the source of this 285-nucleotide messenger RNA. RefSeq lists its product as uncharacterized. Bases 1 to 285 code for a protein of 94 amino acids. The transcript is spliced from 2 exons. NCBI's taxonomy places the organism in Eukaryota, Fungi, Ascomycota, Dothideomycetes, Pleosporales, Pleosporaceae. The record is from RefSeq and is a predicted model, not a curated record.
AUGACAACAAAUGAGCCCGAAGACUUCGGCAUCAUUCUGGUCGUACUGGACCGCUCGCAUGUUGCUGUCGUAAGGCCGCAGCUGAUGACCGCAAAUUGGAUUACAAUGCCUCGACUAGGCAAAAUGGCAUCAGGCACGCAUUCGGUAAUUAGUUGUGCAGCUCUGCUCUGGACCACCAUCGCUGCUGGGUUCAUGGUAUCUGUGCCUGUGGCUGAACGCGAGGCUCAAGCAGGGUCAAACGUCCGGGAGGAAGCGAGCGCAAGAUUACCGCUGCCCGGAUUGUGA